Molecule: messenger RNA, 2169 nt
Organism: Salvelinus namaycush (lake trout)
Lineage: Eukaryota; Metazoa; Chordata; Actinopteri; Salmoniformes; Salmonidae
Gene: ube2g1a
Product: ubiquitin-conjugating enzyme E2G 1a (UBC7 homolog, yeast)
Exons: 6
Coding region: 206-718 (170 amino acids)
Biological process (GO): proteasome-mediated ubiquitin-dependent protein catabolic process; protein polyubiquitination
Molecular function (GO): ubiquitin conjugating enzyme activity
Source: RefSeq, a predicted model, not a curated record
UGAUGUCACAAGUGCUGUUACGCGUACUGAUAAUUGCCUUCACGCGGCUUUACUGUUUUUUUUUGUGCGCAUGUGCCCCAGAAUGAGAAUGUUGAGCAAAACAGACUAGAAAAAAAGCACUGGCAUUAUUUAUUGAAAGUUGCUAGCUAAUUCUCUCACCUCGCAUUAUUAGCUAGCUAACAUUUUAAAAUCAAAAUUGUAAAACAUGACGGAGCCUCAGGCAGCACUGUUACUCAGGAGACAGCUGGCAGAGCUGAAUAAGAACCCAGUGGAAGGAUUCUCAGCAGGCUUGAUAGACGAUAAUGACCUCUACAGAUGGGAAGUCUUAAUCAUCGGCCCACCAGACACAUGCUAUGAAGGCGGUGUGUUUAAAGCACAUCUCACGUUUCCCAAAGACUACCCUCUCAGGCCACCUAAAAUGAAAUUUAUCACAGAUUUAUGGCACCCUAAUGUUGACAAGAACGGUGACGUAUGUAUAUCUAUUUUGCACGAGCCUGGUGAAGAUAAGUACGGCUAUGAGAAGCCUGAGGAGCGCUGGCUGCCCAUCCACACAGUGGAAACCAUUAUGAUUAGUGUUAUUUCCAUGUUGGCGGACCCUAACGGAGACUCGCCUGCCAAUGUUGACGCUGCAAAAGAGUGGAGGGAAGACCGACAUGGGGAAUUCAAAAGGAAAGUGGCCCGUUGUGUAAGAAAGAGCCAAGAGACUGCCUUUGAGUGAUUUAUUUAUCAAGCGGCUUCUUGCUUCACUUUUUCAGGGUCUCCAAUUGAGAAACAACAUAGCAAUGUUUUCCUGCACUCUACCACCCUAUUGCAUGGCUGGUCUUCAUUGACUGUCAGAAACCGUCUGGCAACAAUAGGCUGCAAUAGAACAUAACAGCUGUUACCAGAUCCUGACUGAAAACCGCCAAGCAAGUGCCAACUCAAAAACAACAACAAAGCAAAAGAUGAAUAAGUCUAUCUUUUUUAAGUCUAUGAACUGCUUUUCAGGAAGAUAUUGUAAAGACCUGUAUAUAGCACAGACAUAAAACUGGAUAAUAUAUCAAUUGUCCCUAUCCCAUCCAGCAAGACACUUAGUACCAAAUAAAUAGCGUUUCUGUAGGUAGAAUCUGAAUCCUAUAGAUUCGUAUGUUUUUAUUCCCCUUCCCCCUUCUUCAACAUCUGCUCUAGUGUGCAUGAGUUCAGUUCUGUUACAGGUUGCUUUGACGGACAGGAGGCCUUGUAGGGAGCAGAAUGGUAAGAAUGCAAUGCUAUUGUAGAAUCCCUCUAUUGGAGGAGAGCUGCUUUGGUUCUAGAAUGACCGAAAUAUCAGGCCGAAUUUGCAUUUAUGGCAGAUGGACAUAAGGGUGCAUUACACAUGCUGUAGCUUGCGUGUCAUGUUGGGUUCAUUCACCUCAGCACUUCAGGAAAAGUUGCUGUAAGUCACUAUUUAACAUAUGAAUAAGGUUAUAAAUGCAAGUUUUUAUUUUGGAUUUUAACACCAUGCAGUGCUCCCCCUACCAUGAUCCAAUUUGUCAAGUUCAGGUGUGUUUCUCCGGAGAAUGACAUAACCAUUACAAGUCAUGCAUGCACAAAUUGAAGUCAUAGGUAAGUUUUUAAUUAGUAUUUUUUUCCAAAAGUGCCUCCUAUUAAAUUGCUUGGCAAUUGCCCCCUGUACAAAUAUGAGAAAUUGCUUAACACCCUGUUAGUUUGCACAACGUGUCAGUUAUUCUAUAACAUCAGGACAAUGUGUAAUUCAAAUAUUGGUUAAAAUUUGGUUUAGCAAUAACUUUCCCCUCUGUGUGGUGUACCAUCUUAUUAAAAAAAAAAUAGAUAUUCGGGUGAUGUGGAGACCUAUUUCUCCUGUAUUCACCUUGAUAAAGGAGAUGAAUUGUGUAGUGUCCUAGGUAGGAUUUGUUAUGCAUGCUUUUAACUUUAGGUUUUCUUGCUGGUAGUAUUGGGGUUUUGAUUUAAAAUGUGUGAAAGAGUGUGUGUGUGCCGUGCCCUUUUUUCUUUACUCUCUAUUCCCCUGAUCCUCGUUUUUUUUUUUUUUUUUACCCUGGUUUAUUAUUUGAUUCUGUCUCUGAUGGACUAUUGCAGUUUACUUGCCUAAUGUACAAAGACAAAAUACUGAUGUAUAUUUUCUGUGUUAUGUAGUGAGUUCUUCUAAAAUAAGAUUUUUUUUCCCCAAUA